AUGGUUGGAUGUAUGGAGGUGCAGGGUGACCGUGGUCCUGCAGGUCCGUUGGGUGCUCCUGGGGAGAUGGGGUCCAGGGGGUAUCCAGGCUUACCUGGCGGUCCCGGCGAUGUAGGUCUGCAAGGCCCAUUUGGUCCUCAGGGGCAGAGGGGUACACCAGGGGUCCCGGGGCCAAAGGGCAGAAGGGGGCCGAGGGGUGCAGACGGUCCACUGGGGGAACCAGGGCCUGAGGGCACCAAGGGAGAGCAAGGGGAAGGUGGAAAGAAAGGGGAGCCUGGGUUCAUAGGUAAAGCUGGCGGUCCAGGGGAGAGAGGCCUACCAGGGAAGCCUGGGCAAGCUGGGAUCCCUGGCAGCACAGGAGAGAGGGGUGCCCAUGGUGAACCAGGGCCCAAAGGACCCGCGGGGGACGCAGGACCUGACGGAGAGCAAGGACAUGAGGGAGCUCCUGGCGGAGAGGGGGAGCCAGGUCCAGUUGGAGAACCUGGGAUAAAGGGCCACGGGGGGCCGGUUGGAGGAGAGGGGGAACAAGGACAGCAGGGAAUGAGAGGUCUUCCAGGUCCUGCUGGCGAGGACGGGCCCCAGGGAAAAGAUGGACCAAAGGGAGAGCCAGGUGACUGUGGGCCCAUGGGCGAGGCAGGGGACAGGGGGAUAGAGGGAGACCCUGGGCCUCCUGGAACCACCGGAGUGGCUGGAAAACGUGGUUUCUCUGGUCCAGAGGGGAAACAGGGUCCCCCCGGCAACCGAGGACGGCAUGGCAAGAAGGGUGAGGCUGGCAAACCAGGUCCUAUCGGUGAGACAGGGGACAUUGGGGACAUCGGCCAGGAAGGAGGGAUGGGACUGAAAGGAGCCAGAGGAACCAGAGGCCCUGUGGGUCGUCCAGGAGUCAUGGGGCCUGAGGGGAUGCCUGGAAUUGCAGGAUACACAGGCCACGCCGGCAAACCGGGACCCAUAGGACCACCUGGACCCAAAGGUGAAAAGGGUUACCCUGGAGAAGACAGUAAGACCCCAGGACCUGCCGGGCCACUAGGUGAACCAGGUCUCCCGGGUGAGCGAGGAGACCGCGGAGAGCCUGGAGAUGAGGGAUAUCAGGGCCACACUGGCAUCACUGGACUGCGCGGCUGUUGGAGCACCAGGCCUUCCUGUAAGUCCAAUAAAUACUAUGUGUAG
Salvelinus sp. IW2-2015 is the source of this 1167-nucleotide messenger RNA. NCBI's taxonomy places the organism in Eukaryota, Metazoa, Chordata, Actinopteri, Salmoniformes, Salmonidae. The record is from RefSeq and is a predicted model, not a curated record.